Brassica napus (rape) is the source of this 866-nucleotide messenger RNA. RefSeq names its product thioredoxin M2, chloroplastic-like. The transcript is spliced from 2 exons. Gene Ontology annotation, cellular component: cytoplasm. NCBI's taxonomy places the organism in Eukaryota, Viridiplantae, Streptophyta, Magnoliopsida, Brassicales, Brassicaceae. Gene Ontology annotation, molecular function: oxidoreductase activity, acting on a sulfur group of donors, disulfide as acceptor; protein-disulfide reductase activity. The coding region runs from base 140 to 697 and encodes 185 amino acids. The record is from RefSeq and is a predicted model, not a curated record.
CAACCAAUAAAAAGCUUCCGAGUUUUUUUUUUAAUGUUAAAAAAAAAACAAUAAAGAAGCAUUUAUAUAUGUUUUUUCAUUUUUAUUAUCUGGAUAUUAUUUUACACUUGGGGAUUAGGAGGAUCUCUCUCUCUUAGCAAUGGCUGCUGCUUUCACCUGUACCUCUCUCCCUCCGCUCUCUCUCCGUUCAGAGACGAAAGCCGCAGCAUCCUCCUCACUCUCAGCUCGCCGGCUCUUCGCCGUGUCGCCGGAAUCAGGAGGAUUGAGAAUCCGUCUUUCUCAGUCGCCGUCCUCGUUGACCUCGAUUCAACCUAGGGUUCCUCGAUUACGAAGAGGCGUCGUCGUCGUCUGCGAAGCUCAGGAAACUACGACUGACUUAGUUUCAAUAGUGAACGACUCGACGUGGGAUUCUCUAGUUCUCAAGGCAGACGGCCCUGUACUUGUCGACUUCUGGGCACCAUGGUGUGGACCUUGCAAAAUGAUUGACCCGCUCGUGAAUGAGCUAGCACAACAGUACACCGGGAAGGUCAAGUUCUACAAACUAAACACCGACGACUCUCCUUCAACCCCAAGCCAGUACAAUGUUAGAAGCAUCCCAACGAUCAUGAUCUUUGUCGAUGGCGAGAAGAAGGACGCAAUCAUAGGUGCAGUGCCCAAAUCCACACUCACGUCUAGCAUUGACAAGUUCUUGCAAUGAGAUUGUCAGUCUGUAUGAUCUCUCUCUCUCUCUCCCUCUGUUUCGCAUUCUCAUUCUCUCUGUAACUGGCUCUUUCUUUAAUAGCUAUCUGCUUCUUCUGCUGUAUCUUUUCUUCAUCACUGAACAUAUAGACAUGGAUAAAUAAUAUGAUCUCAUGUUUUUAUUAUGA